ACUCGAAUCGCUCGAGUCCUCGAGUCCCUCGAUUCAACGCAUGAUUCAACGUGCUCUCUACCAGACGCUCUGUUGAUCCAUGUUCUGUGGCUCUACCUAGAAGCGUACGGGGCUACGCAGUGCGGAAAUACACUUCUAUGAAAACUCCGUCGUGGACCACGUUAUCUAAAGCGCCGCGGAAGCUGUUGGAGAGACGCCGCUGCACGCUGCUGGCAUGCCGCCACCCAUGCACCUCCGAGAAUGGCUACUCCCACACUCCAGUCAUGUUGCGCGAAGUCAUCGAAUCACUUGGCAUUCGGCAAGACCAGACAUUUGUGGACCUGACCUUUGGAGCAGGUGGUCACACCAAGCACAUCCUGGCAGCUGCUAAGGGCGUCCGAGUAUUUGCCCUGGACCGAGACCCCGCAGCGUUCAGGAGGGCACAGCAAAUGGCCAAGCAGUACCCUGCGGGACAGCUGGUGCCCUUGCUGGGCCGCUUCAGUGAGCUGGGCCCCCUGCUGGAGCAUCAGGGAGUGUCUCCAGGCAGCCUGGACGGGGCACUGGUCGACUGUGGCUGCUCCUCCAUGCAGAUGGACAACCCCCAGCGGGGAUUUGGGCUGGCACGCCAGGGACCGCUCGACAUGCGCAUGGAUGCAGCCAGGUUUCCCGGUGAACCGACUGCUGCUGAUGUCGUCAAUUUCCUCGACUACGACUCGCUGGUGCAGGUGCUCAAGUUGUAUGGAGAGGAGAAGCGGGCCAAAAAGGUUGCACAGGCCAUAGUGGACUCUCGCUUCUUGAUGAAGAACCUGCGCACAACCACUGAGCUGGCACACAUCAUCGAAGUGGCCCUGGCCGACACCCGUAGCAGCAGCAGUGUGGACUCCCUGGGGCGGCCGAGCCACCCGGCUACCAAGACGUUCAUGGCGCUGCGCAUCCUGGUCAAUAACGAGCUGAACGAGCUGCACUGGGCCCUGUCAUUGCUGCGGUGGUGGCUGCGGCCAGGGGCACGCCUGGCCGUGCUUGCAUUCCACUCGCUGGAGGACCGCAUCGUCAAGAGACAUUUCCAGGGUGUGGUAAGUGAGCCAGUGGACAUAGCCCAGCGCCUCCGCAACGCAGCUGUGUGGCACAGUGCAGAGGAGAUGGGUCUGAGCGGCAGCACCAUUGGCCCACUGGGUCCACUGCAGUUGCCGUCCAGAGUCGAGAUGGAGCACAACCCACGCCGUUCAGCCAAGCUGCGUGUUGCCCAAGACUGACCAUAGGUUGAUGAACUGAUAAAUUCUAUUUAUUACAA
This is a messenger RNA of Rhipicephalus sanguineus (brown dog tick), 1270 nucleotides long. RefSeq names its product 12S rRNA N4-methylcytidine methyltransferase-like. Gene Ontology annotation, molecular function: rRNA (cytosine-N4-)-methyltransferase activity. Gene Ontology annotation, biological process: rRNA base methylation. Lineage: Eukaryota; Metazoa; Arthropoda; Arachnida; Ixodida; Ixodidae. The record is from RefSeq and is a predicted model, not a curated record.